Molecule: messenger RNA, 877 nt
Organism: Actinia tenebrosa (Australian red waratah sea anemone)
Lineage: Eukaryota; Metazoa; Cnidaria; Anthozoa; Actiniaria; Actiniidae
Product: MICOS complex subunit MIC25
Biological process (GO): inner mitochondrial membrane organization
Cellular component (GO): MICOS complex
Source: RefSeq, a predicted model, not a curated record
UCAAAAUGGCCGCCAAAUGAAGUGAGAUUUUUUAAGACGUUGAUUAAAUGUAAUUUUGUGCUAUAAAAUGGGUAGUAGUGAAUCUACGAGAAAAGUAACUCUUGAAAAAGAUACAGACGGAGAUAGCUCUGGUAUUAUAAAGGUUUCUGAGCGAGUGGUUCAAAGAUUAAGAGGGAAAAAGGAUCUUCCAUUGAAUUUAUCAGAGGAGGUGACUCCAGAAGAGAUAAAUAAGCUAUGGAAGGAAUUACAACACGAGAAAACUCAUCUCGAAAUUCAGAAAAAGAGAUUAGAAGACCUAUUACAGAGAGCUUUUGAAGAGGGGAGAGGUCAAUCCUUGCUUAAUGAUUCAAGUGAAARUGUAGAUGUUGCAGAGGUUCAAAAACUGAAGGAUGACAUGGUUGUCAGAGAAAAUGAAUUACUAAACGAAAUAGAGACACUAAAACAAAAGAAUGCUCAUAUUGAUGCAGUUUCUGAUGAACAAUAUAAUGCUGCAUUUGAGGAAAUUAAAGACAAAUUUAGACAAAUUGAAAGACCAAAAGUUUGUCAAAGUAUUCAACAACUAGCAUUAGAUUGCUACCAGGACAAUCCCAAGCAAACACUACGAUGCUCUCAAUAUGUUAAAGACUUUGAGAAGUGUGURCARCAGUCAAGACUUGAAAAUCUUCAAGACAUAAAAUCCUAGUCAAAMGAUAAUCUCUUUGAAUACUCCUUGAAUCGCUCAAAAAAGAAGAAAAGAAAAACACUAACAGAAUUUCGUUGUGUGGAGUUGAGCUGUUCGGUGCAGAUGUUGAAGAAAGGAUUUCAUGUUUUCUGUAUUUCUAGAUCCUUGUAUUUUGUUGAAUAUAUCAAAAGACAGCCGAAAUAAAAGUUUUAUGCC